AUAGAGAGAGGGCAGUCAGAGGAAUUGUAGAGAGCAAGAAGGAAAACGGGGAACAACAGGGAGAGACAGGAAAUGAGUGAGAAAGAAGAGGUAGAUAGAGGGACAGAAGAGAGAAGCAGCUGGAACAGUGUAGUAUACGCUAGUUAACUGGACACAGUGGACAGACCACACUGCACUAACCUCUAGCUCAUCUUCGUUCUGUUUUAAAGACUGGAUCUAUGAGACUGAACUGCUGUCUAGAACACCUGAGCAAAAGUCCAUUCAAUGUCUUGUGGGUGGUUCCACAGGGAUAUCUCUGGCUUGGAUGCUGAGUCUGUUUUGAAGAGCCGGGGCGUCCAUGGCAGCUUCCUGGCCCGACCCAGCAGGAAGAACCAGGGAGACUUCUCUCUCUCUGUCAGGGUGGGUGAGCUGGUGACCCACAUCCGUAUCCAAAACACAGGGGACUUCUACGACCUGUAUGGAGGGGAGAAGUUUGCCACGCUGUCCGAGCUGGUGGAGCACUACACUGCAGAGAACGGGAUCCUGCAGGACAAAGACGGCACCAUCAUCGAGCUCAAAUACCCCUUCAACUGCUCUGACCCCACCACCGAGAGGUGGUAUCAUGGACACCUGUCAGGCCCCAAUGCAGAGAAGUUGCUAUGGGAACGGGACGAGCCGGGCACCUUCCUGGUGCGGGAGUCUCUGUCCAAACCUGGAGACUUUGUUCUGUCUGUUCUGACUGAGGAGAAGAGCAAGGCAUCCUGCGGAGGGAGGAGGGUCUCACACAUCAAGAUCAUGUGCCAGAAUGACCGGUACACGGUGGGAGGCACAGAGAUGUUUGACACCCUGGCUGACCUGAUGGAGCACUACAAACGCAAAGGCAUCGAGGAGAUGUCUGGAACCUGGGUGCACCUCAAACAGCCCUACUUUUCCACCAGAGUGAAUGCAGCAGACAUUGACAGCAGAGUGAGGCUGCUGGACCAGAUGGCCGAGAGAGAGAACGAGGGAGACAAGAAGAGCAAAGCAGGAUUCUGGGAGGAGUUUGAUGCCCUUCAAAAGCAGGAGACAAAGGUGAAGAAGAGCAGAGAAGAAGGGAUGAGACCAGAAAACAAAAGCAAAAACCGAUAUAAGAACAUCCUUCCCUUUGAUGAGACCAGGGUCAUUCUGUCAUCUGGAGACCCCGAUAUCAUUGGCUCAGAUUACAUCAAUGGCAACUAUGUGACAAAUAAGCUGCAGGAGCCCAGUGACCAGAAGGUGUACAUCGCCUGUCAGGGCUGCCUUGCAACAACUGUCAACGAUUUCUGGCAGAUGGUGUGGCAGGAGAGGACAAGGGUCAUCGUCAUGACAACCAGGGAGGUCGAGAAGGGACGGAAUAAAUGCGUGCCAUACUGGCCAGAAAUGCAGGGCUCCAAAGAGGUGGGGCCGUAUGUGGUCACUUGGGUCUCUGAGAGAGAUGCCACUGACUACAAGAUCAGGGUUAUGGAGAUCUCCCCUCUGGAUCAGUCGGACUCGGUCCGUACUAUCUGGCACUACCAGUACCUGAGCUGGCCCGACCAUGGAGUUCCCGAGGAGCCAGGAGGGGUGCUCAGCUUCCUCACUCAGGUCAACACAAAACAGGCCGAGUUCGCCAACGCCGGGCCAAUGAUCAUCCACUGCAGUGCUGGAAUAGGCCGAACUGGCACCAUUGUGGUGAUCGACAUGAUCAUCGAGACCAUCGACACGAAAGGUCUGGACUGUGACAUAGACAUCCAGAAGAGCAUCCAGAUGGUGAGAGACCAGCGGUCAGGCAUGGUGCAGACUGAAGCCCAGUACAAGUUCAUCUACCUGGCCGUCUCUGAGUACAUAGAGGCCUCCAAGACCUACAACAAGGGAGCUGAGACAGAGUAUGGAAAUUUGCAGUUCAAACACCAGCCUGCCAGCCGCAAGGUCUCCAAAAACAAGGAACGGGAAUUGUAUGAAAACCUAGCCAAAGGAAAGAAAGAUGUGAAGAAGCAGAAGUCAGAGGAGAAGAAGAGUGGCUCUGUGAGAAAAAGAUAGAGGAUGAGAGAGCUGUAUCCUGAUGAUUUAAUAUUGAAUUUGAUAUUACAUUUUUAUUUUAAAAGAUUUAUCUUAGUGUUUUUUGAUAUCAAGUGAUAAAGUUGAUGUCUGUGAUAUAAUUGAGAUUAUAAAGCAAAGUACUGAUAGCCGUGAACCAUUCUGCACCCAUGCAAAUGGUAAUGGUUUUAAAUGUUUGCUGACAAUAAAAGCUCAGAGUAAUAA
Molecule: messenger RNA, 2238 nt
Organism: Oncorhynchus nerka (sockeye salmon)
Lineage: Eukaryota; Metazoa; Chordata; Actinopteri; Salmoniformes; Salmonidae
Product: tyrosine-protein phosphatase non-receptor type 6-like
Exons: 15
Coding region: 265-2016 (583 amino acids)
Biological process (GO): intracellular signal transduction; cell differentiation; mitotic cell cycle
Cellular component (GO): cytoplasm
Molecular function (GO): non-membrane spanning protein tyrosine phosphatase activity; phosphotyrosine residue binding
Source: RefSeq, a predicted model, not a curated record